Messenger RNA from Magnusiomyces paraingens, 747 nucleotides. RefSeq lists its product as uncharacterized. Gene Ontology annotation, cellular component: cytosol. Gene Ontology annotation, biological process: gluconeogenesis; glyceraldehyde-3-phosphate biosynthetic process; glycolytic process. Gene Ontology annotation, molecular function: triose-phosphate isomerase activity. The record is from RefSeq and is a predicted model, not a curated record. NCBI's taxonomy places the organism in Eukaryota, Fungi, Ascomycota, Dipodascomycetes, Dipodascales, Dipodascaceae. Bases 1 to 747 code for a protein of 248 amino acids. The transcript is spliced from 2 exons.
AUGACUCGUACUUUCUUUGUUGGUGGUAACUUCAAGAUGAACGGCUCUCUUGACAAGGUCAAGAGCAUUGUCGAGGGCCUCAAUGCCGGCUCAUUGCCCUCUGAUGUUGAGGUUGUUAUCUCCCCUCCUUUCCCUUACCUCAAGUGGGCUAAGGACCACCUCACUGCUUCUACUGUUGAGAUUGCUGCACAAAACUCCUUUGACCGUGGUGAUGGUGCCUUUACCGGUGAAGUUUCUGUUGCUCAGAUCAAGGAUGUUGGUUCUACCUGGGUCAUUCUGGGCCACUCUGAGCGCCGCACUAUUCUUAAGGAGUCUGAUGAAUUUAUUGCAGACAAGACUAAGUAUGCAUUGGACAAUGGACUCAAGGUGAUUUUGUGUAUUGGUGAGACUCUGGAAGAGCGCCAAAAGGAUGAGACUUUAACUGUUUGCAACCGUCAGCUUGAUGCUGUGAUUGCCAAGGUUUCUGACUGGAGUGACAUUGUUGUUGCUUAUGAACCUGUGUGGGCCAUUGGUACUGGUCUUGCUGCCACUCCUGAUGAUGCUCAGGAUGUUCACUCUAAGAUUCGUGCUCACUUGGCUGAGAAGAUUGGUGAGAAGCAAGCUGAGGGUGUUCGUAUUUUGUACGGUGGUUCCGUCAAUGGCAAGAAUGCCACUACUUUUAACGGCAAGCCUGACAUUGAUGGAUAUCUUGUUGGCGGAGCUUCUCUUAAGCCCGAGUUUUUGGACAUUAUCAAGUCCCGUGCUUAG